CAGCGGAAGGAUAUGCAGGGUAUCGGUUUCAGACGUCCAGUUGAUUCGCAGAGGCUGGCAGCUCGCAUUUGCUGUAAGGACGUACAGUAGUAAGCGAAGUGGGCACGUGGGACUCAGACCUAGCGGCAUAAAGGCUGACCGUCUGCGAAAGGCCACAGUGCAUGUCGAAUGCUCCACGGUUUUACAAAAAUGUGUCAAUUCUCGUUAGGCUCACUCGGGAACCAAUUACACUGCACGCUGAUCAAUCAGGGCCUCUGCAGUGCAAAACAGGUUUGAGCGUGACUUCUGCAAGACUUUUCACCAAGUUUCAAGCUCGGGCCGAUCCGACACUGAUCUCCCCGUGUUGACUGGAAUCGUUACGCAAGGGAAGUCGAAAACAAAUUAGUAAAAUUGUGCUUAACUUUCACGUCACCUUGCGUGUCCCGUGGGAAAUCGAAAGGACGGUGGCCGAAUCGAAGCUGGGGAACUACAGGGUAUUUUAUCCCUUAGCGUUCUGGAUGGUAUUUCCUCUGAUGCUCUGCUCAUGGUUAUUUCCGAAAGAAUUUGAUCCAUGCGGGAAGCGCCAAGGUGAAAGGUAUAACCACUGACAGCCAGGGAAGUUGUCUUCGAUCUUCGGACGUCGAUUGCGUCAGUUCCUGCAAGAAACAGGAAACGUAGCAAGAAGCAGACGCAUUGAAACAGAGUGUUCGUCUCAUCAGCUGCCCCCCCCCCUUCAUGCAAGAGGCAAGAUGACAGCGGAAGAGUAUUAUUCUUCGUAUAGUUAUUACGGGAACCUGUCCCACUUCUUCAUGGGCGAUGACAGCGUUGACUGGGUGGCGAUCGACAUUUUCAUCUUAGCGGCUGUCUUGGGGUUGCUGGGUAAUGCCAGCAUCAUCGUGGUCAUCCUCCUAAAUCGGGAGCUACGCAGGUCUCAGAUUAACGCCUUGAUCAUCCAGCUGGCCAUCGGGGACUUUCUGUUCCUCCUCUCGACGGUUCCCAUCAAGAUCGAGCACGAGAUCUAUCCUUUCUGGCAGUUUGGAACUGCCGCCUGUAAGGCAUAUCGCUUUGGGGAGACCUUGGCCAUUGGCGUGUGUGUCUACUCUAUCACGGCCUUCAGCGUCGGUAGGUUCUUGGGAAUCGUCAUGAAGAAAGGCGAACGGAACUUCACCAAAGUACUGAUAAUCACCGAGUGGCUGUUAGCUAUCACUGUCGCUGCACCGAUCAUCUUCCUGGUGACCCUUGUCGACACGCCUACCAGAAGCCACGCCUAUUGCCAGUUUUACUACGAAACGACCGCUGCACGGGUCUACGGUGUUUUCUGGUUCAGCUUCCUAUACGUCGUCCCUUUGGGCCUCAUCGCCUACACCAACAUCCUGGUCAUUAUCAAGCUCCUCCAGAGCACGAGGAAGUUUUCCGGGGAACAGGUCAAUCGCUCGCUGCUCAAACAAUUUAGGAUUCGCCGUAACCGGGCGGCCAUGUUCAUCCUGAUUACGGUGUUCUUCGCCGUCUUCUGGAUGCCGUAUUACGCGUUCCGUUUCUGGCAAUUCGUAGGAAAAGACUCAGCAGUCGGCAACCAACCCCUGAGGGUUCUUGGAAAACUCCACUACUAUGCCGCCAUAGCCAACUCUUGCUGCAACCCCUUCGUCAUGUACAUGAUGAGUUCAAAAUAUAGGAUGGCUCUCUGCUGUCGAUUGCCGGCCCACAGGAUGGGGGUGGCAUCGGGAAAUUCUAUCCGGGGAAGUCGAGCCAAAACGACUCGGUUCAGCCUCUCUGUAAGGUCCAAACAACCGGAAUAAAAAAACGACACAGAGUUCCCAGAUCCAGAUUGACAUUUAGAAACAGAAAAACUUUCCGCCGAUGUUACAGGCAGGUAUCACGUUAACAAACCGGAAGUUUGAACAGGAAAUGAACGAGACGUUUUUCGACAUUGAGCCGACGGAUUGGCCAAAAAGCCUUGGAUAAGGCAAGUCAAAAAUAAGAACAGCUUCUGGGACCAAAGUCCUACAUAUUUGCCUGGUUGUUGUCGAGGAAUAGUGUCAAAAAUCAACUGUGACUUGAAAAAAAAUCAUUUACUCAGCAUUAUUAUUCCAAAAUGAAUACACCGGCCAGCCAACUGUUUCCCUCCAAGCAUUUCUGGCUGUUAUUAGUCGGCCACGAGGAACUUCAGUCAUUGAUGCCCAUCUACUUGGCCAGAUCCCUCUCUUUGACGCCGGCAUAAGAACGCUUUUUCGGGGGGGGGAGAUCUGCAAAAACCUAUAAUAACUAGCAAACUGAUAUACCAUUAACAGUGGGAAGGUUUAAUUACAAGGUACGUUCGUGCACUGUUUUGGACUUCAACUCCAUUUGAACUUUUUUUUUUCGUUUCUCUCGUUUUUCCCCCGACUUUCAUUUUUUUCCCAAUUUUUCCAAGUUCGAAUACGACUACUCUGAUCAAGCGUGGUCGAGUGCAUUUAUUUUGAUAAGUAAAAGUGUGGGUGUGGGAAAUGAAAUGCAAAUACAAAAUACAAAGAGCAGAAAAAACAAGCUCCAUUCUGUUUUGCCGUCAUGGAAAUGUUACUGGAUCCCAAUCCUGGCCAAUGGAUCAUUUCUUGGCUUUGCCAAGUCGAUGGGAAAACGAUUUCCGAUUUCGUUUAACAGCGAUCUUUAACGACUGAGUAGGUUCGCUGCUUGAAAGCUCAGUUUAUUUCAUUUUAAUGCAAGUGUGCCCAAUAGUACCCGGUUACUGCGUUGAGCAUUUUAGUACACGUAAUUCGUUUAUCUAUAAUGAACGAUACCACAACCUGAAUGUGAGUUUCCUAAACUUGAACACGGUAAAAUUAUUCACAGUGGAACAGUGCAUUUUAGUUGUGUACAUACUUUCGAUAGAUUCCUAUACUCGAUGUCAGCUGUCGAAAACAAUUAUUUUCUAGACGAGUUUGAAGAGAGUAUAUUAUUUUACAUUCCCAGAGAUGGCAAGGGAUGUGAUUUCGACUGUGUUUUCGCGUAGCUGAUGAUGUGAAUUAUUGUGCUUGUGGGUUUAAUGGAUACUAUAGGAGCAGUUGGUGAACAGGUACAAAAGGAAAUGUUGGUUGGAGGUGAAUGAUACAUGGGGUGAGGAGACACGGUGAGAUAGGGGCGGGAGACGGGAUGAAAGUGAUUCACUUGAGGGAGUGUCAUUUCCUGUCCUUCACCUUUCUUUAAUGAAGUUGAAAUACCAUCCGAACAAGGACUGGAUUCCAAGAGCUUGGCCGAAAGUGGAUUUAUAAGUAGCGGUGGGUAGUCGAAUGGAGUGAUUUGUGAUAAGUCAGUCGAAGGGAGGGAGAAUCUAUGAAUGUCUUUUACGUCUUGGGGACAGAAUCAAAAAGGAAAGUACCAUUCGGGAGGGGAUAUCAAGACAGUGUGUUACUGACAGUGGAAGAGAGGGCAGAGGAAUGCAGAAACAACGGUGGCGUGAAAAGAGAGCGAGAUGCAGGUGAAUCUGUCAUAAAUGUCGUAAAUAUUUAGAGCACUUUAGUUGUCACCUUCCGCCGAACGCGUGCGAUGCGAACUAACUUUCGGCCAAUCACUUCUAGAAAUAUUCCUCCACCUUUACGGUUCCUUUUUUUACUCAGCGCGCGAUGCGAACUUUCCGCCAAUCACAGCAAGAAAUGUCCGAAGCAAGACACCCACCCACACUUUCACAUUUGCAACUGAAUAGCCUUUGGUGUUAAAUCUUUCAAUAAUAAUGUAGCCAGCAGUAAUCAAAUAUAGUGCUGGGCGCCAGCAUCAACUGAAUUAAUCUGGCAGGGUGUCCCCGUGCGACAAUUAAGAGUAAUUUAUCUGUCUGUUUUCAUUGCACUACUGGCAUUUUGCUAGAGAAACAUUUUGGAAAUGGUGAAGGUCGAUGGUCGGUUGAUCCAGUGAGCGAGACAGUAUGGCUGACUCUCUGAAGGAAUCCAAGGCUUCGCUCAUGCUCAAUCAUGCGCGUGUUUGUCAGCGCCCAUACCCAAAGGUCACAAUCCGCCUCAAGCAGAAGCACCCCCUCAUCGGUUGAAAAGAGGCAUGUUGGUUGGGAGUGUUCAUUUUGUUGGUGGCGACACUACCGCUACGCAUGCAUAUCAUACAGUCGAUCAUGAACUAGCCAAGUGCAUUUCCCACCAAAGGAGCCGCCAUUGCAAGGAAAAAUUGCGCCCUUUUUGGUCCCACUCUGGGCCCAUAGGUUACCUAAAUCAUGAUGAAAGGUGACAAAACUAGACCUUAGUCCAAUGUUUGCACUAAGGAGAAACCUUCCCAUCAUAGCCGACCCUUAUAAUGAAAAUUCUGUCUUUAUCCUACUUCAUUUCUGUAUCAUUAUCAAUCAUCUAUUUUAAUUCUCCUUUGAGUAGCUAGCUUUUUGUUUUGUACAUGUUAAGAUAAGUAGAAUAUAGUACAAUUAGUAGGUCUUAGAUGUAAUGAGCUAAUCGCAAUGAUGUUCUGGUGUGCCUUUCGUAUAUACUUAGGAUAAGGAGUGUUUAACUUUUGGCGAAACGCAAAGCUGUUAAAGCUAUAUUUGGGGUAUAGGCCUCUCUCUUUCUACGUCAAAGUCGUAUUUUGGUGUUCGUUUACUGAUUAUUAACCAUGACUGGAAGCCAAUACAAAGCAAAGGAAAAAUCCAUGUGUGAACCAAUCACAAGCUAUCAUCAAAAUACUACACUAUAAAAUGCCAAUACAAAAUGUGCGUUUUGAGGCAAACACUGAGCGCAACCAUAAAUUGUAAUAUUUCUCAAAUUUUUGGCCGCACAUAUGGCAAUGCUAGAGGGUCUAUUCAUGCUUUGAAAAUGAAAGUUCGUGUUAUAUAACGUACUAUACAUGUCUGUGCUACGCAAUAUAAUGUACGCACUCUUAAUAAUAAAUGAUGUAUUAUCCGAAUGAUUGUAAAUAUAAACCAGUUGGCAUCAAGCUAUCGUUCUAUUAGAAUAGGAACGUUAUGGUUUUAAGACUAUGUGGAAUUACUUAUUUCGUUUAGGUUGUGACAAGCCAAAAGUUUUCAAGCGUGUUAUCAAUGCUGUACUUGCACUGUAUUUUUAGGAACAACAUCAGCAAAUCCGAGAACUGUAGCAUUUAUUUUAUCAAAGAUAAGGGGAUAUACAGGGAGAUUAUUGACCGCAAUGGUAGAUAUGGCUUAGGCCUACAGCGUAUCGUUUUGGUCGUGCCAGAAAUACAGAUUCCAAAUUAUUGUAGGUAAAGUUUCAUUGAAAUCGUUUCCAUAAAAAAAGUGUGGGAGCAAAUCUUAAGCAUGGACUCCGAUGUAUGUAUGCCGAACAAUAUGUACACAUUUUCAAUCAUUAUUAACUUUUUAAAAUUUUGAAUUAGUGAUUUUUAGGGUAGCCAAAAAUCUUUGUGCCUCUUUAAAUAAUUCAUUACUGGUGUGUGUAAUAAGUCUACAAAUUGUUAAGUCUGUAGACAACUAGUGGGAGACUGUUUUUGAGAUUCUUGUUGGCUACAAGCACAGGUCCCUCGUGACUGGCUCCUUGUUUGUGUCAUUUUGAGCAUGCGCACACUAGCUCAAAUGGGACACAAACAGUAGAAAAGAGCAGGUAUGUCUGUAGUCACCAAGAAUCUCCGACGUCUCUCAUUCUGAUAAUUCUUUGGUUCGGUAGAGGUCAGAUUUAUGUAAUGUGGCAUUUAUGAUCUGCAUGCACAGUACUUGGCACGAAUUUGAAAUGAAUUCUUCUAGGGUGUGUAUAAUGUUCUAGGCUAUAUCCUUCUGUUAAAAACCGAAACGUGUGUACUGAUCAAAAUGAUGCAUUAAAGAUAACCAAUGGUAUUGGUGAGUGCAGUGGA
This is a messenger RNA of Acanthaster planci (crown-of-thorns starfish), 5760 nucleotides long. RefSeq names its product neuropeptide CCHamide-1 receptor-like. Gene Ontology annotation, cellular component: plasma membrane. The record is from RefSeq and is a predicted model, not a curated record. Gene Ontology annotation, molecular function: neuropeptide receptor activity. Lineage: Eukaryota; Metazoa; Echinodermata; Asteroidea; Valvatida; Acanthasteridae. Gene Ontology annotation, biological process: G protein-coupled receptor signaling pathway.